Molecule: messenger RNA, 6653 nt
Organism: Planococcus citri (citrus mealybug)
Lineage: Eukaryota; Metazoa; Arthropoda; Insecta; Hemiptera; Pseudococcidae
Product: fatty acid synthase-like
Exons: 33
Coding region: 131-6220 (2029 amino acids)
Biological process (GO): fatty acid biosynthetic process
Molecular function (GO): oxidoreductase activity; fatty acid synthase activity
Source: RefSeq, a predicted model, not a curated record
UUCUUUCGAGUGCAACAAACUAGGUACUUAAACAAUUGGACAUUGUCAUUUCGUGAAUGUUUUUUAUCGGUGAAUAAAGUGUAUCUUCUUAACGAAUAAAACUUUGUUGUUUAGAAAUCUAAAACGCAAAAUGACGGUACAAACACCAACUUUCGAAAUUUCAAGAUCCGAAGAAAUCGUGAUUUCAGGAAUUUCUGGAGUGUUCCCAAAUAGUAACAAUAUAACAGAAUUCAAAGAGAAUUUAUUCGCCGGAAAAGACAUGACUACAUUAGUCAACCGAUGGAAUACAGAUGACAAUAAACCAGUAAAAAUGGGCGCGUUGAAAAGUUUGGAUCGUUUCGAUCAUUCAUUUUUUCGUUUAAAUCGUACGCAUGCUGAGGGAAUGCCAGUUGGUUCAAGGUUUCUUCUUGAAAGAACAUUCGAAGCAAUUGUGGACGCUGGUUAUAACCCAUCCCAAUUAAAAGGAAAACGUAUUGCUGUCAUUUGCGGAGUUGGCGACAGUGGGAUAAAAAUGGAUGCAAAUGGCUCAUAUGAACACGCAUCAAGCGCUCUGGGUGCUCAAAAAUUCAUGUUGGCAAACAGAAUAUCUUAUUGGUUGGAUGUUAAUGGACCAAGUUUUUCAUUAGAAUCAGCUUCUUCUUCAUCACUCCAUGCAAUCGACCAUGCAUAUAAACUUAUCCAAACUGAAGUAUGUGAGGGAGCAAUUGUAUGUACUCCUAAUUUGUGCUUAAAACCACCAAAUACUGUUUAUGAGAGGGAAAUGUUGAGUCCAGAAGGAGUUUGCAAACCUUUUGAUGCUGAUGGAAACGGAUUAACAAGAGCUGAAGCAGUCGUUGUAGCGUUUUUACAAAAGAAGAAAGAUGCCAGAAGAAUUUAUGCCAAAAUUGUACAUUCUAAAACAAAUUUUGACUUCGAACAAAGAGGUAUUUCGAUUCCUUCAGAAAAGCUGCAGCAGGAAUUGUACCACCAAUUUUAUAAGGAAAUUAACAUAGAUCCAUCGUUAGUAGCUUAUCUAGAAGCUCAUGCAGUAGGGAUUCAGUUAGGAGAUGAGGCAGAAGCGACUUCAAUUCAAGAAUUUUUCUGCGCCAAUCGUACAAGUUCGCUGAAAAUAGGGUCAGUGAAUUCCAACAUGGGUCACGCUGAAGCAGCCUCUGGAAUUUGUUCAUUAGCUAAAAUGAUCGUCUCUUUUGAAGAGAAAAUGAUACCUCCAAAUUUACAUUACAAGAAUCCUAAUCCGUGCAUUAAAGGUUUACAAAAUGGACAAUUAGAGGUGGUCACAAAACCAAUACCUCUGGAAGGCGAAUAUUUUGCCAUCAAUUCUUUUGGUUUAGGAGGAGCUAACGGGCAUAUUCUGCUAGCGCCGCAUAAAAAAGAGAAAAAAAUAAAUAAUGCAGUAAUCGAUGAUGAUUUACCAAGGCUUGUUACAGUUUCUGGACGCACUGAAGAGGCACUAGACUACAUUUUGAAUGACGUGGAGAAAAAUCAUACUGACGUCGAAUACAUAAGACUAAUACACGAAGUUUUCAGUGAAGACAUCAGCGGUCAUGUUCAACGAGGUUACGUAAUAAUCAAUAAUAAUAAAGAGAAUGUGAAAUCCAAAAAAUUUUCAUCCGGAGAGAAACGUCCAAUUUGGUUUGUGUUUUCUGGCAUGGGAUCUCAAUGGCCUGCAAUGGGAAAAUCACUCAUGAAGAUACCAGUUUUUGAGAAAUCCAUUCGAAAAAGUCACGACAUUUUAAAAGCGAAAGGAAUGGAUUUGAUCGAAAUUCUUACGAACGAUGAUCCGAAAGUAUUCGAUAAUAUUUUGAAUUCAUUCGUCGGAAUAGCCGCCAUUCAAAUUGCCAUGAUUGAUGUAUUGAGAAUCCUCGAUGUGAAAGCAGAUAAGAUAAUAGGCCAUUCUGUUGGAGAAUUAGGUUGUGCGUAUGCUGACGAAUGCUUUACUGCAGAACAGACAAUAUUAGCAGCUUAUUAUCGGGGAUUAGUUUCUUUGGAGACUGAAUUCAUUCAUGGUACAAUGGCGGCAGUAGGUCAAGGUUACAAUACUUUGAAGGAUAUUGUGCCUCCGGAAAUUGACAUCGCUUGUCAUAAUAGUUCUACCAGCUGUACGAUAUCAGGUCCUACGGAAAAAAUUAAAGAAUUUAUAAAAGAACUGCAAGACAAAAAUAUAUUUGUUCGCGAAGUGAACACAUCAAACAUCGCAUAUCAUAGUCGCUAUAUUUCCUCCGCGGCUCCAGCAUUGAUUUCUCAUUUAGAAAAACUCAUUCCAGAGCCAAAACUUCGUUCAGACAAAUGGAUAUGCACCUCGGCUCUGGAGCAUGAAUGGAAUACCGAAAAAAUCAAAUAUUCGUCUGCUGAAUACUAUACCAAUAACUUAUUGAGUCCAGUAUACUUUGAAGAAAGCUGUGCACACAUUCCUGAAAAUGCUAUUGCUAUUGAAAUAGCCCCCCAUGGUCUUUUAAAUGCUAUUUUAAAACGAACACUUCCAGCAACGGUGGAAAAUAUACCGUUUGCGCUGAGAAAUCAUGAAAAUGGCGUCGAAUUCUUUUUGAACUCUUUAGGGAUAAUGUAUGAAGCUGGCUGUAAUCCCAAACUCAGUAACAUUUACCCAGAAGUUGAAUUUCCUGUUAGUCGAUCAACUCCGAUGAUUUCACCAUUAAUAAAAUGGCAACACGACGAAAAGUGGUACACAGGCAUAAGUGAUUCAGAAUAUGCGACAACAGGAGUGCAAGAUAUUAUUGUGAACCCACAAAAAGACUGCUUUAAAUACAUCAAAGACCACUUCAUUGAUGGAAGAAAUUUAUACCCAAGUUUAGGAUACUUGGGACUCAUUUGGGAAACAAUUGCAAAGAUGCAAAAGAAAAAUAUUGAGACAGUUCCAGUGAUAUUCGAAAAUGUGCGUUUCGAACGAGGCACAAAUAUUCCCAAAAUAGGUGCAGUUAAAUUCCAUGUAACCGUUCAUUUAGGAACAAAUAGUUUUGAGGUUGCUGAAAAUGGAACCGUUGUGGUAACAGGAUUUGCACGUAUACCUCAGUUUAUUGAUAAGGAAGUAGUCAACGUGACAGAUUGUCAAAAUGAUGUAUCUGAAACUUAUAGCCCAGCUUUGAACAAUGAAGAUUUUUAUAAAGUAUUAAAAUCAAAAGGAUACCAUUAUGAAGGGCUCUUUAAAAAAGUAGCCGAAGCUAAUUUUGAAGGAACGAGUGGAAAAGCAUUAUGGUGUGAUAACUACAUCACAUUUAUGCACACGAUGACACAAAUUAAGGCCUUGUACGUUAGAAGUCAUAAACCAUUAGUUCCCACAUUUGUGCGUAAAAUUAUUAUCGAUGUAAAUAAACACAUGGAAAUUCGGCAAACCUUGAAUAAAGAAUACCCAGAAUUUUUAGUAAAUUACUAUCCCAACAUCGAUUUACUGUGUUCUGGUGGUAUUCAAAUAUGUGGUUGGAGUGAUAGAGAAGUAAUAUGCAGACCAUUUCAAACAGAUUUGUUGUUGGAAAAAUAUAAAUUUGUACCAUACAUCAAUGACAAACAGGCGAAUUUGGACGAAGUGAUCAGGAUAUUCAUCCAAAUCGCUGUGGAAAAUAGUACUGAACAUUCUAUGAAAUUGAAAACAUAUGAAAUACUGGAUCAAGAAUGCAAAUUACACAAUCCUUUAAUAUCAACAGUAAUUGUAGAAACAAUGAAAGAUCUAGCACUUGAUACCGAUGUUAAUUUAUUAGUAAAUUCGAUCAACUUGACACAAGCACAAAAUGUUCAACAUGUUAAAAUAUCAACCGGAGAAUUACCUGAUGAUCAGAGCUGUUCAUUAAUCAUCAUCUCAAAUAUUCAAAAUUUAUCAUAUAAAAUAUCCAACGCAUUAAAAAAUGAUGGCUUUAUUAUUGCAAGAGAUACAUUCUGUAACAAAAGUUACAUAAAGAAACACGGGUUCAAUGUUUGCUCAAGUCAAACUAUCAAUUCCAAUGAAAGAUUUUUAUUGCUUAGCAAAAUGAAUAAUCAUAAAAAUAUCUUCAGAGCAAUCAAGUUAGAUAAUAAUUCUUACAACAAUGAAAUAAAAGCAAAAAGAGGAGAAAGAUUAAUUAUCUAUGCUGAAAAAGAACCACUCAGUGCUAUACUGGGAUUUUUCAAUAAUUUUAGACAAAAAAAACAAGGAUCGCGCUCACAGUGUUUCUACAUUAUGGAUAAAAAUGCGCCAUCAUUUUCUUUAGAAAACCAGUUUUAUAAAUCUCAACUUGAUAAGAAUCUUUCGCAUAACGUUUAUAAGGAUGGCCAAUGGGGAAGUUACCGCAACUUGAAGCUACAUCUUUUGAAAAAUGUUCAAGUCGAUCAUGCAUCCUGCAAAUUACAAAGAUGCGCUGAUCUAUCAUCAUUCAAAUGGCAUGAAGAUGUUCACGAUAUUUCAAAGACUAACAAUUCAGAUAGACCAUCAUUCGUUCAUGUUUACUACAGCAGUGUCAAUUUUUACGAUAUUUUGACAUCGGUUGGAAUAUCACCUCCAAAAUUAUUAUCAAACGACAGACGUUUUAAUGAGGGGUUUCAAGGAAUUGAAUAUUCUGGCAAAGAUGUAAAUGGACGGCGAAUAAUGGGAAUAGUACGUGAAAAAGGAAUUGCCACAAUGGUUGAAAGAUUGCCUGGUUAUACUUGGAUAGUACCAGAUAAUAUGUCUUUAGAAGAAGCUGCAACCAUACCAGUCAUAUACUGCAUAGUAAUUUGGGCAUUAUUUUUCAAAAUUCAAUUGAAGGAAGGAGAUUCCGUCCUCAUACAUAGAGGAACUGAAGAUAUUAGUCAAGCCGCCAUUAAUAUAUGCCUUCAUAACAAAUGUGAGAUUUUUACUACAGUUGACAAUCCAAAACAAAAACCAUUCAUCAGAAAAACAUUCCCACAAAUUCCAGAGAGCCAUAUACUCAACAACUCAGACUUAUCAUUUGAAAAGAUUAUAAGGGAACUAACUAAUGGUGAAGGUGUUGAUGUAGUGCUGAAUAACUUAUCUGGGCAAAAACUGCAGGCUUCAGUACGAUGUCUUGGAGUGAGCGGACAUUUUUUUGAACUUGGAAAAUUUGAUAUGAUGGAAAAUAAUUUAUUAGAAUUGAAUCAUUUUAUAAAUGACAUCACAUUUCAUUGCAUACAUUUGGAUGAAAUUAUAUGCAAACAAAAUGGAAUUACCUCGAAACUUCAAGAAAAGAUGCAGAAAAUGAUAGAUCGUGGAAUAAUUAAACCAAUACAACGCACAGUUUUUCAAGCCAACCAAAUUGAAUCAGCUUUCAGAUUUAUGGCAGUUGGAAAAAAUCCAGGAAAGGUUAUAAUUAAAAUUCGAAAUGAAGAAGAUGACUUCAAGGCUACACCAAGUUUAAUUUGCACUGAGGCUACAUCUCGUGUCCUUUGCAAAAAGAAUAAAUCAUACAUAAUAAUCGGAGACUCCACAGGAUCUGAAUUAGAAUUACUGGAGUGGUUAAUUUCACAUGGAGCUCAGAAUAUUAUUUUAUGUUCACCAUUCAAUAUAAAUAAUGGCUAUCAACUUUAUAAAAUAAAUGAAUCUCGAUUAAAUGGAAUCAACGUAGUUAUCUUGAAUGAAAAUACAACCCAGGAAAAGGGAGUGCAAAAUAUACUGAAAAGAGCUAAUUCUUUAGGUUCUGUUGCUGGAAUAUUUGACUUAUCAGAGAUUUCUCAGAAACAAAACGGUCUCAUUGAUUCGAAAAUAAUGACGGCUAUUCAUUUCGAUAGGUUGAGUCGCCAGUUAUGUUCAAAUUUAGAGUAUUUUAUUACAUUCUCAAGUAUGACGGAAGAUGGCGUCAGCGAAUCAAUUUUAAAGAGGAUUUGUGAAACUCGAAAAGCUAAUAAUUUACCAGCUUUAAUGAUACAAAGAAAAACUUUUGAUAAAAUAACGACAAUGAGUGAUUUUGUCGAUGAAAAUGGAGAAACUUCGCAAUUUAAUGUGAAACCUUAUUUGGAUUCACUGGAUUCAUUAAUGAAGCAAUCCAAUCCCAUCAUUACAGCCAGUAUCGCAACAAAGAAGAGCAGCACAAACUCCGACAUCAUAAAUCAUAUAGCCAACAUUUUGAGUAUUGAAAAACUAGAAAAUGAAAAUCUUACAUUGACAUUGCCAGAACUAGGAAUGAAUUCAGUAUUAGCAGUGGAGAUUCAAAAAACUCUAGAAUCACAAUUCAAUAUUUUCGUAGCUUUGAAAGAAUUACAAAACAAAACUUUUGCACAACUAUAUCAAUACAAAAAGUAAUUGACAUGGGACACAAUUCAUUGUAAAGAAUGCGCAAACAGCAAAAAUUUCAAUCGAUUGUUCAUAUGGGAAAAACUUACAUUAUUUAAAGUUGAAUUUUUGUUGAGAUGAUGCCAGAUUUUGAUUCAAACAGCGGAUGAGAAAUACUCGAUAGAAAAUGUGAAUACAUUGAAAAUACUUGAUACCUAUAUGCACUAUUGCACUUACUCGUCCAUUUGUAACGCAAUAUGUACUUAAUUAGGUACUUAAUGUAUGGUAGAUUGGAUAAGACUCACAAUAUCUAAAUUCAAGUCUGAAUUAUUCAUAUGAUAGUAUAGAUAUACGUAUAGGAAAUAACUGGUAUAAGCAAUGUAUUCAAAAAUUAAUUAUUUAAACAAGAAACAAUACCUAGAUCCUUCAUCGUGAAAUGAAAAUAUAUAUUUCUGCACUUUGC